Ostrinia nubilalis (European corn borer) is the source of this 1328-nucleotide messenger RNA. Its product is annotated as omega-amidase NIT2-like. Gene Ontology annotation, biological process: L-glutamine metabolic process; oxaloacetate metabolic process. NCBI's taxonomy places the organism in Eukaryota, Metazoa, Arthropoda, Insecta, Lepidoptera, Crambidae. The coding region runs from base 177 to 1088 and encodes 303 amino acids. Gene Ontology annotation, cellular component: mitochondrion. Gene Ontology annotation, molecular function: omega-amidase activity. The record is from RefSeq and is a predicted model, not a curated record. The transcript is spliced from 6 exons.
UUGUCAUUUGCCGAAGUUUUUCUAUUUCCUCUUCAGUUUCAGAAAGUUUGAUUUUGUGAUAAACUGUGAUAAUAAAUCCUUUUAUCUGUAUAACUAAUCAGAAGUAUGCUCAAAAGAGGUAAAAUUUGUUACUAGAUAUAUUAGAAUAGCUCUCGUUUAGUUGCGUGUUUGUCAAAAUGUGUGAUCUUACUUCUACUGACGCGGUGCACUGGCGGUUUAGGAAGAAUCCCCCCGUCGUUGGUGGAGGAGGCAGCGUUGGAGGUGGCUUGAAGAUAGCUCUGGUGCAGAUGGCGGUGGGCCCGGACAAAGCCAAGAACGUGGCGGCCGCCGUGAAGGAGAUCCACAAGGCCAAGAAAGAUGGCGCGCAACUUGUGGCCUUGCCGGAGUGUUUCAACUCGCCUUAUGGGACCAAAUUCUUCGACGAGUACGCAGAGGAAGUGCCUUCUGGGGAAACAUGCCGCGCUCUAUCCCGGGCGGCGGCCGAAAACGGUGUUUGCGUGGUGGGCGGCACCGUGCCCGAGCGAGUCGGCGGCGACCUUUACAACACCUGCACCGUGUGGGAUGCCAGCGGGAAGCUAUUGGCUCAGCACAGAAAGGUGCACCUAUUCGACAUAGACAUUCCGAACAAGAUAACGUUCAAAGAGUCUGAAGUCCUCUCGGCUGGAGACCAGAUCACCACAUUCGAGUUCAACGGCGUCAAGAUCGGGCUCGGCAUCUGCUACGACCUGCGCUUCGGCGAGAUGUCGCACAUCAUGGCACAAGAAGGCUGUUCCCUGCUAAUCUACCCUGGUGCCUUCAACAUGACGACCGGCCCCCGCCACUGGGAGCUUCUAGGGCGGGCGCGCGCCAACGACCACCAGCUGUGGGUGGCGCUAGUGAGUCCCGCGCGCGACACCAGCGCCGGCUACGUCGCGUGGGGCCACUCCACACUCGUGGACCCCUGGGGGGCCGUCGCGGCGAAGUUAGACGAGAAGCAAGGCACGCUGCUGGCUGAUAUUGAUUUCAAUGUGGUGGAAGAAGUACGAAGCCAAAUACCUAUAAGGACGCAGAGGAGGACAGACCUGUACGAUACGAUUAAGAGGAAAUAGAAGAAUGAUAUUAUAUUUCUUGUCAAAAUUGUCAUAUCAAUAGGAGCAUUUAGUUAGACCCACGUGGGCACUCCUUUAUAUCGCAAUACUUAUAAAAAUGUGUUAAAUGUUACUUAUAUUUUUUGUUAUUUUGAGAGGUGGUGUGCGAACGAAAGAUCUAUGAAUUAUGUUAUCAUGAUAAAAUACUAUUGUUUUUUGACAGUUUUGUGAUGGUUACCAUUAAAGUUUAUAACUUUAUAA